CAAAUAAAAAAUGGGUUUCUCUAAUGCUACACGUCUCACAGUUUUUAACUUAAAACAAACUCCAGCCAAAGCCACAGGCGGCAAGGCAAAACCACUCAACUUUCUGUGAAACUUCAAAGUUCUACCCUUCUCUCGAUCAGAAAAGAGAAACUCUGUACUCUGUCAAAUUUGCACAAAAUUGCAAAGCAGGAUGGAACAUGAAUCAAUUGAAGUCUCACAUGAAAAAGAUAAAGACAGAAAGAGGAAUGAAGCAACUGAAUCCACUAAUUCUGAGGUUUCUGUGGAAGAUGCUUCUAAAGCAGUUUCAAGUUCUCCAAUAAAUGACAUGCAGAUUAACGCUAUUGCUAGGAAUGGUGGGGGAAUAGAUAGCAAAACUUUGGAAAAUGUGCAAACCUCUGGAGAAAUAAACAUGGAGGUUUCUGUAACAGUUGAGGAUGUUAUUCGGGCUGGGGGCUUUGGAGCUAGGGAUGACAUAAGUAGUUUUCUUCCCAUUGCAAGUGACUGGACUGACCUUGAAUCUUCAAUUCGCGAUGCCAAAAACUAUGAAGGACCUCAGAGAGACGUAUGCAGGCCAGGUCUUGGCUGGAGAGAAGCAUCAGAAAGGGAAUAGCUCUGUUUUCAUUACCACAUACGUGAGUUGUUGAUUCAAAGUUUCUGGUCUUUCUUUCUUGUUACGCGUUUUCAUUUUCACACAAUAGAUUCUGUAUGGUUUGCAUUUGUUUACUUAGUGAAUUUUGUCAGAGUUAGCAUUCUCUGGUACCUUGAAGCAAGGAUAAUUUUGUUAGAGGUAGCAUUCUGUGGUAUCUUGAAGCAAGACAGGAUGACACUCCUUGUGCAUGAAUAUAUCAGGACAUUAUGUAUGGCUCUGUAUAACAUGCUUAAAAUGCCCUUUGUGAGGCUAUUUAUAAGUUCUUUGUACAAGGCAAUUUUGUGAUCUCUGAAUAUUUCAAU
Molecule: messenger RNA, 951 nt
Organism: Durio zibethinus
Lineage: Eukaryota; Viridiplantae; Streptophyta; Magnoliopsida; Malvales; Malvaceae
Source: RefSeq, a predicted model, not a curated record